CCCCCGUGUCCUGUGACUCCCUGUUGAUGCGCACCCGGCUCUUGGCCGUGGGGAUGGAGCCCUCCGCGGGGACCCCCCGCAAGUGAGCCCCGCUCGCGAAGGCGCGGAGGGGUGGGGGGUGGGGUGGGGAGAAGGAGGCUGCCUCCUCUUGACCCGCAGGACCUCCCGAUCCUGUGCAGCGAGCCCCGGGGUCGCCAUGGGGCUGGAAGUGCAGCCGAGCGGCCCGCCGAAGACGCCCCUCUUCAAGCUGAGGAAAGUUCGCAAGAGGCGGGAGAUGCUCCUGCAGCAGGUCGGCUUCAUCUGCGCGAUCCUAUUCUUCGUCUGGGGCAUGUCCACCCUGCUGUCUAAGCUAGGACAAGAACCAACUCUUGUAGACAGAAAUAUCCUGUCAGAGUUAUGGAGGAAUAGAAGAUUGAUGGCAUCAAAUAAUGAGUCACAUGAAGAAAUGAACUGCACAAAGCCAGCAAUUCACGAAUUUCCUGAUGAUCUAUUCUCAAAUAAGGAAAGGCAGAAAGGAGCAGUAUUGCUACAUAUUAUUGGUGCUCUGUAUAUGUUCUAUGCCUUGGCUAUUGUGUGUGAUGAUUUCUUUGUUCCAUCUUUAGAAAAAAUAUGUGAGAAACUACAUCUGAGCGAAGAUGUUGCAGGAGCCACAUUUAUGGCUGCAGGAAGCUCAACCCCAGAGUUAUUUGCAUCUGUCAUAGGUGUGUUUAUCACUCAUGGUGAUGUAGGAGUUGGAACCAUUGUUGGUUCAGCCGUUUUCAAUAUUCUUUGCAUUAUUGGGGUCUGUGGACUUUUUGCUGGACAGGUGGUCCGUCUCACCUGGUGGUCUGUGUUCAGGGACUCUGUCUACUAUACCAUUUCUGUAGUCGUGCUUAUCGCGUUUAUCUAUGAUGAGAAAAUUGUAUGGUGGGAAAGUCUUGUGCUCAUCAUUAUGUAUUCGUUCUAUAUACUUAUCAUGAAGUACAAUGUGAAGAUGCAGAAGUUCUUUACUAUCAAAAGCAUGAAUGUUGGCAAUGGCAACACUGUCAACAGCGAACUGGAAGAUGGUAAUGAAUCUUUUGACAUUAGCUGUGAUGACCCUUCAUUGCCAUUGCUGUGGAAAGUGAAGGGAACGCAACAGUAUGGCCGAAACUCCGUUGUGAUGGUCGAUGAGAUCAUUUGUUCCAGUCCUCCAAAAUAUCGUUUCCCUGAAGCUGGCUUGCGAAUAAUGAUUACAAACAAAUUUGGGCCGAGAACCAGGCUACGGAUGGCAAGCAGGAUUAUUAUUAAUGAGCGCCAGCGACUAAUUCAUGCUGCCAAUGGCAAGCUGAUCCAGAAUGGGAAGCAUGAGAAUAUCGAAAAUGGGGCUAUCCAUGUUGAUAACCAAGAAGAAGAGCAUGAACAUAUCAACCUGUCUCCGUUUUCACCACCAGAAGGAAAAAUGGACAAAGUCAAGUGGUUACUGACCUGGCCGCUGAUAAUCCUCCUCUUUUUCACCAUCCCAAACUGCAGCAAACCACGAUGGGAGAAUUUUUUCAUGCUGACGUUUCUCUUAUCCACCCUGUGGAUUGCUGUGUUUUCCUACUUUAUGGUGUGGCUGGUUACGGUGAUUGGUUACACUCUGGGGAUCCCUGAUGUUAUCAUGGGCAUUACCUUCCUAGCUGCAGGAACCAGUGUGCCAGACUGUAUGGCCAGUUUAAUAGUAGCAAGACAAGGCUUAGGUGACAUGGCAGUUUCCAAUACAAUUGGCAGCAAUGUGUUUGACAUUCUGGUGGGCCUCGGAGUGCCAUGGGGCUUGCAGACGAUGGUGGUCAAUUAUGGCUCAUUUGUCAAGAUAAACAGCAAAGGUCUAGUCUAUUCUGUCGUCCUUCUCCUGGGAUCUGUAGCUCUUACUGUUGGCGGGAUCCAUAUAAACAAAUGGAAACUUGACAAGAAACUUGGCAUCUACGUGCUCGUCCUUUACGCCGUUUUCUUGUGCUUCUCGAUACUGAUAGAGUUUAAUGUCUUCACUUUUGUCAACUUUCCAAUGUGCCGAGAAGAUGACUGAAAGAAACCGCCAUCGGAUGUCAUCUGUAUCAUUGUGCUAUAAAUGACAGGAGACAUUUUACAUUUCUACCUGCUUCUUAUCCAAAAUCUCAGUGUCUUUCCUGCUUCAUCACCUUACAGGCACUUUUCCUCUACUUGGAAAGAAAGCAGAUGCUUCUUUGAAUAACAAGCUCGAGGCAACCAAAGCAUUUCCCUCUUGCUCCUCUUUGCUGUGGAUCUCAAGCAAAACUUGCUAAAGCUCAGUGGUAUCCUGUUUCAGGCUCAUUUAGGCAGUCAACCAUCCAUCAACAUUCAUAUGAAGCUUGUUGCAGGUGGGGUGGGGUGGGGAGAGACCAUACCUUCCUUUGGCUUUCCAAAUAAGAGGAGAGAGAAAGGGUCGAGAUUUUAUCUUGGGUCCUUGCAAGCAUCUUGGCCGUGGCCUCUAAUGGACUUACUAUGGCAUGCACUACUAAGGACCUCCUAUUUCCCCCCCCCCCUUCAAGUGCUCUGUUUAUAGAGAACUUUCACUGACGCUGAGGAGUCCUUGGUGGUGUUCAGUAGUACUUUGUCACCCUGUUUUUACUUUUUUAUUUUAUUUUUUAAAAGAAAGGUGUGAAAGAUACAGCAACAGUAAGAGAAGGAAAAGGAUAAUACAGCACUACUGAUGACGUGCUCUGAAAAUCAUGGAACCUAAAAUGGGGCUGCCCAUACUUGAAAAUAGCAACAACACAUUGUUCUGCAAUCAGUGAGGAACAAUUGCAAAUAUCAAGCUUGACUAUACAUGGAAUAUUAAGCUUACAAGUCAAAAUGUUGUGCCAGCACCAGUAAGCAUAACCCGUAAUUUUAGAAGAAAACUGAAAACUUAAAUCCUGGGUGCUCAGUCACUAAUUGUGAAGGUAAUCAUCUGAAGAAGAAGAA
Molecule: messenger RNA, 2922 nt
Organism: Lacerta agilis (Sand lizard)
Lineage: Eukaryota; Metazoa; Chordata; Lepidosauria; Squamata; Lacertidae
Gene: SLC24A4
Product: solute carrier family 24 member 4
Exons: 17
Coding region: 197-2026 (609 amino acids)
Biological process (GO): sensory perception of smell; intracellular calcium ion homeostasis; calcium ion transmembrane transport
Cellular component (GO): membrane
Molecular function (GO): calcium channel activity; calcium, potassium:sodium antiporter activity
Source: RefSeq, a predicted model, not a curated record